This is a messenger RNA of Scomber japonicus (chub mackerel), 2358 nucleotides long. Its product is annotated as protein NLRC3-like. Gene Ontology annotation, molecular function: protein binding. The record is from RefSeq and is a predicted model, not a curated record. The annotation marks the transcript as partial. NCBI's taxonomy places the organism in Eukaryota, Metazoa, Chordata, Actinopteri, Scombriformes, Scombridae. The transcript is spliced from 6 exons.
GAGCUUUUAGAUGAACAUCAGAUCAGUCUGAGCAGCACAUGUGAUUGUGUGACUCAAGGAACUGAUGAAGCAGAAAGUAAAGUCCCCCUCAACAGAAUCUACACUGAGGUCUACAUCACAGAUGGACUCAGUGAAGAGGUUAAUACCCAACAUGAGGUGAGGCAGCUUGAAACUGCUUACAAGAUGAAGACCCUCCAUGACACUCCAAUCAAGUGUCACGACAUCUUUAAAGUAUUACCUGACCAACAGGUAAAUGAGGAUGUUAAUACCCAACAUGAGGUGAGGCAAGUCAGAGUCGUUUUGACAAAUGGAGUUGCUGGCAUUGGAAAAACCGUAUCAGUGCAGAAGUUCACUCUGGACUGGGUACAGCGCUCCAAAAACCAAGAUAUCAGUCUGAUGAUUCCGUUCUUGUUCAGGGCGCUGAACUUGAUCAAAGAUGAGCAGUACAGUCUGCUUAUGCUGAUCCAUGUUUUCUAUCCAACAUUACAGAAGCUCACAGCAGAGAAGCUCACUGUCUGUAAAGUUUUGUUCAUCUUUGACGGCCUGGAUGAAAGCAGACUUUCACUGGAUUUCAACAACAAUGAGGUCGUGUCUGAUGUCACACAGAAGUCAUCAGUCAGCGUGCUGUUGACAAACCUCAUCAAGGGGAAGCUGCUUCCCUCGGCUCUCAUCUGGAUAACUUCCCGACCUGCAGCAGCCAAUCAGAUCCCUCCUUCAUGUGUGGACAGGAUAACAGAAGUACGCGGAUUCACUGACGCUCAGAAGGAGGAGUACUUCAGGAGGCAAUUCAGUGAUGAAGAGAAGUCCAGCAAAAUCAUCUCACACAUCAAGACAUCCAGGAGCCUGCACAUCAUGUGUCACAUCCCAGUCUUCUGCUGGAUCACUGCUACAGUUCUGGACCACAUGUUGACUACAGACCAGAGAGGAGAGCUGCCCAAAACCCUGACUAACAUGUACUCACACUUCCUGCUAGUUCAGACAAAGAGGAAGAAGAACAAGUAUAGCACACAAAAGACAAAGAAGAAGAACAAGUAUGAUGAGGGACAUGAGAAGAGUCCACAGGAGCUGACGAAGGCUGAUGGUGAACUUCUUCUGAAGCUGGGGAGGCUGGCAUUUGAACAACUGGAGAAAGGAAACAUCAUGUUCUACCAAGAAGACCUGGAGCAGUGUGGUCUUGAUGUCACAGAGGCCUCUGUGUUAUCAGGAUUUUGUACAGAGCUCUUCAAAAGAGAGAGUGUGCUCUUCAAGAAAACAGUCUACAGCUUUGUUCAUCUGAGCAUUCAGGAGUUUCUGGCUGCAGUCUACAUGUACCACUGUUACACCUACAUGAAGACAGAGGUACUGAAGGACUUCUUGUAUGGAAAUCACAGUUACUCAUUUUUAGAUGAGUUCCUGAAGGGAGCCAUGGAGAAAUCUCUCAAAAGUAAAAGUGGCCACCUGGACCUGUUUGUCCGCUUCCUUCAUGGCCUCUCUCUGAAGUCCAACCAGAGUCUCUUAAGAGGCCUGCUGGGUCUGACAGAACACAGUCUAGAAACCAUCCAAAGAGUCAUCGACAACCUGAAGGAGAUGAACAGUGAGUUUAUCUCUCCUGACAGAAGCAUCAACAUCUUCCACUGUCUGACGGAGAUGAAUGACCGCUCAGUACAUCAGGAAAUCCAAGAGUUCCUGAAGUCAGAGAACAGAUCAAAGAAAGAACUCUCUGGGAUCCAGUGCUCAGCUCUGGCCUACAUGCUGCAGAUGUCAGAGGAGGUUCUGGAUGAGUUUGAUAUGAAGAAGUACAACACAUCGGAUGAGGGACGACAGAGACUGAUUCCUGCUGUGCGGAACUGCAGAAAGGCUCAACUUUUUGACUGCGGACUCUCUGAGACUCAUUGUGAAGUUGUGGCCUCAGCUCUGAAGUCCAACCCCUCCCAUCUGAGAUACCUGGACCUAAGUAGAAACAACCUGCAGGAUUCAGGAUGCAACCCCUCCCAUCUCGGAGAGCUUUAUCUAAGCAACAACAAGCUGCAGGAUUCAGGAGUGAAGGAUCUGUCUGCUGUACUGGAGAGUCCAGACAGUAGACUGGAGACUCUGGGAUUGAGUGGCUGCAGUUUGACGGAGAUCAGCUGUGCUUCUCUGGCAUCAGCUCUGAAGUACAACUCCUCCCAUCUCAGAGAUUUGGAUCUGAGAUUGAACAACCUGAAGGAUUCAGAUGUGAAGCAGCUGUGUGAUCUUAAGGAGAGUACAGACUGCAAGCUGGAGACUCUGAGUGUCCUCACUCACGGCAUCCUGGUGUGGUAUGGUAGCAGCUCUGAAGCAGACAAAAAGUCCCUGCAGAGAAUCAUAAAAAAGCAAACCCCCGGAACACAUCACAACUAA